AUGCCGAUUCUCUGUCGAAAUUGGGUUCGUUCACCGGAAGACGACAUGAUACUUUCUUUCUUUCUUUCUUUCUUUCUUUCUUUCUUUCUUUCUUUCUUUCUUUCUUUCUUUCUUUCUUUCCUUCGUUUCCUUUCCACCAUUUUUUGUAAUUUCUUUCUUUCUUUGAACUUUACUUUCUUUUCUUUCUUUUUCUUUCUUUCUUUCUUUCUUUCUUUGAACUUAUACGUUUCUUUCUUUCUUUCUUUCUUUCUUUCUUUCUUUCUUUCUUUCUUUCUUCUUCGUUCCUUUCCUCCAUUUUUUCUUCUUUCUUUCUUUUCUUUGAACUUUCUUUCUUUCUUCUUUCUUUUCUUUCUUUCUUUCAUUUUUGUUUUCUUUCUUUCUUUUGAACUUAUUCUUUUCUUUCUUUCUUUUUCUUUCUUUCUUUUUUUUUGUAAUUCUUUCUUUCUUUCUUUCUUUCUUUUUUUUUUCUUCUUUUUCUUUCCUCCAUUUUUCUAUUUCUACCUACCUACCUACCUACCUACCUACCUAUCUAUCUAUCUAUAUGGGUUCUUUUGUCUGUCUGUCUGUCUGUCUAUCUAUCUAUCUAUCUAUCUAUCUAUCUAUCUCUUAACCUCUUCAAAUUUAUUUAUCUAUCUGGCUUCAUCUAUCUAUCUAUCUAUAGAGUUUCGUAUAUCUAUCUGGAUUCGUAUAUCUAUCUAUCUAUCUAUCUAUCUAUCUAUCUAUCUAUCUAUCUAUCUAUCUAUCUAUUAUAUAGCCCUCGCCCAGAAACUCUAA
Messenger RNA from Acanthosepion pharaonis, 774 nucleotides. NCBI's taxonomy places the organism in Eukaryota, Metazoa, Mollusca, Cephalopoda, Sepiida, Sepiidae. The record is from the annotation of a GenBank genome assembly.